Molecule: messenger RNA, 501 nt
Organism: Closterium sp. Yama58-4
Lineage: Eukaryota; Viridiplantae; Streptophyta; Zygnematophyceae; Desmidiales; Closteriaceae
Source: the annotation of a GenBank genome assembly
AUGGCCGGCGGCAAUAUCGAGGCGCCGCCGCUGGUACUGCCGAAGGAGCAGGUGGACUUGAUACGAGCGACGUUCGCGUCCAAGAUAGAACCCGAUGUGUCUAAACACGCCCUCGAACUUUAUAUCAAGUUGUUAGAGCUGAUACCCGAGGCAAAGCAAAUGUUUUCCAUGACGCGUCGAGCCAAGGAGCCGCACCGCGAAAACAAGCUGCUGCAAGCACAUGCCACCACGGCCAUGCGCAUGGUGUGUGCAGCAGCAGUGAAGCUCGACAAGCAGAAGGAGGUUCGGUCUUUAAGGACAACUCUAGCAGACCUUGGUUCUCGACACUUGCUAUUCGGCGUCACAAGCGAACACGCCCCGAAGCUAAGAGCCGCCUUUGUGGCAGUGAUCUCGGAUGCCCUAGGGGAGGAGUGGGGAGGAGAUGUGGAGCAAGCCUGGGUGGCUGCUUACAAUGCCAUAGAGUACAUGUUCCUAGUUGGAUUCCUAGGCCUGCAAGAAUAG